CCCGUCACGUGACGGCGGCGCUGCGCUCACCAUGGCGGAGGUGGCGGCCGCUCCCGCUGCGCCCGCGAUCCGGAGCCCCCGGCGCUGAGCCGGAGCCGCGCCGAGCCCGCGGCAGGACCCGUCUGUUCCCCCUCCCUCCCCUCCGUCCGCCAUGUCCGAGCCGGUGGCCGCGGGCGUCUCCUCGCUGCCCCGCGAGGUCCGUGAGCAGCUGGCCGAGCUGGAGCUGGAGCUCUCGGAAGGGGACAUCACGCAAAAGGGGUAUGAGAAGAAGAGAGCGAAGCUGCUGGCUCCCUAUGUUCCGCAGCCACAAGGGGUGGAUCCAGCGCCGCAGAAGGAAUCCAGAACUCCGAUGCCUGUUCCUGCUGCAGCUCCAGCCUCAGCGUCCUCCUCAUCCUCCUCCAAGUUUCACCGAGCCCGCUCAGGGGGAGCCCGAGAUGAACGUUACCGAUCAGAUAUCCACACGGAGGCGGUUCAGGCGGCGCUGGCCAAGCACAAGGAGCAGAAGAUGGCCCUGCCCAUGCCAACCAAGCGACGCUCCACGUUCGUUCAGUCUCCCGCGGACGCCUGCACCCCCCCAGACACGUCUUCCGCAUCCGAGGACGAGGGCUCGCUAAGGCGCCAGGCUGCUCUUUCUGCUGCAUUGCAUCAGAGCUUACAGAAUGCUGAGUCUUGGAUCAACCGAUCUAUUCAGGGGUCAUCCACAUCCUCAUCAGCAUCUUCUACACUUUCCCAUGGAGAAGGCAAAGGGACCAGUGGGUCACUAGCUGAUGUAUUUGCCAAUACUCGAAUAGAAAAUGUCUCCGUUCCCCCCGAUGUCACAGCAACUACCUCCUGUUCCUCGGCGCGCCCGGCAGCCAUCGACCUCCCUCCGGCGGGGAUCGUCAAGGGCAUGCACAAGGGAUCCAACCGCUCCAGCCUCAUGGACACCGCUGACGGUGUUCCCGUGAGCAGUCGAGUCUCCACGAAAAUUCAGCAGUUGCUUAACACCUUGAAAAGACCUAAAAGGCCACCCCUGAAAGAAUUUUUUGUGGAUGAUUUUGAAGAAAUUGUGGAAGUUCCGCAGCCUGACCCCAAUCAGCCCAAGCCAGAGGGCCGUCAGAUGAUGCCGGUGAAGGGGGAACCCCUGGGAGUUGUUUGUAACUGGCCUCCUGCCUUAGAAGCAGCUCUGCAGCGCUGGGGAACCACGCAGGCGAAGUGCCCCUGUCUGACAGCACUGGAUGUUACGGGAAAACCAGUUUAUACCCUCACAUAUGGCAAACUGUGGAGCAGAAGUCUCAAGCUGGCCUACACGCUGCUUAAUAAACUGGGGACCAAAAAUGAACCUGUGUUAAAACCUGGAGAUAGGGUAGCCCUCGUUUAUCCCAACAAUGACCCGGUCAUGUUCAUGGUGGCGUUUUACGGCUGUCUCCUGGCAGAAGUCAUACCAGUGCCUAUCGAGGUACCUCUUACCAGAAAGGACGCCGGUGGGCAGCAGAUCGGCUUUCUGCUGGGAAGCUGUGGCAUUGCUUUGGCCCUCACCACUGAAGUUUGCCUGAAAGGGCUCCCAAAAACCCAAAACGGAGAAAUCGUGCAAUUUAAAGGUUGGCCCAGACUCAAAUGGGUUGUGACAGAUUCAAAAUAUCUCUCCAAAUCUCCCAAGGACUGGCAGCCCAACAUCUCAGCUGCGGGAACUGAGCCAGCGUAUAUUGAGUACAAGACGAGCAAAGAGGGCAGCGUGAUGGGCGUCACGGUGUCACGGGUGGCCAUGCUGUCCCACUGCCAAGCCUUGUCCCAAGCCUGCAACUAUUCUGAAGGUGAAACGAUAGUGAAUGUCUUGGAUUUUAAGAAGGAUGCGGGGUUGUGGCAUGGCAUUCUGACGAAUGUAAUGAACAAACUGCACACGAUCAGUGUGCCCUACUCGGUGAUGAAAACCUGCCCGCUCUCCUGGGUGCAGAGAGUUCAUGCCCACAAAGCAAAAGUCGCUUUAGUCAAGUGUCGAGACUUGCACUGGGCCAUGAUGGCCCAUCGAGACCAAAGAGACGUCAGUUUGAGCUCCCUGCGCAUGCUGAUCGUAACCGAUGGUGCAAAUCCUUGGUCCGUGUCCUCAUGCGAUGCCUUCCUGAGCUUGUUUCAGAGCCAUGGGCUGAAACCAGAGGCCAUUUGUCCCUGCGCCACAUCUCCAGAAGCGAUGACUAUUGCCAUACGGAGGCCUGGGGUCCCCGGGGCAUCUUUGCCUGGCAGAGCCAUCCUGUCCAUGAACGGGCUGAGUUUUGGUGUGAUUCGCGUCAACACUGAAGAUAAAAACUCUGCUCUUACCGUCCAGGAUGUCGGGCACGUAAUGCCAGGAGGGAUGAUGUGCAUAGUGAAACCUGACGGGCCACCGCAGCUCUGCAAAACAGACGAGAUCGGGGAAAUCUGCGUUAGCUCCAGAGCAGGGGGAAUGAUGUAUUAUGGGCUGGCGGGGGUGACCAAGAACACAUUUGAGGUCAUCCCGGUGAACGCCGCGGGCUCUCCGGUGGGCGACGUGCCGUUCGUCCGCUCCGGCUUGCUGGGCUUUGUUGGACCUGGCAGUUUGGUGUUUGUGGUUGGGAAAAUGGACGGACUGCUGAUGGUUAGUGGCCGCAGACACAAUGCCGACGACAUUGUAGCAACCGGAUUGGCAGUAGAAUCCAUAAAAACAGUUUACAGAGGAAGGAUCGCUGUGUUUUCCGUGUCUGUCUUCUACGACGAGAGGAUCGUGGUGGUCGCGGAGCAGCGGCCGGACGCGUCUGAGGAGGACAGUUUCCAGUGGAUGAGCCGCGUGCUGCAGGCCAUUGACAGCAUUCACCAAGUGGGUGUAUAUUGCCUCGCCCUGGUGCCAGCCAACACCUUGCCAAAAACUCCGCUGGGAGGGAUCCACAUCUCUCAGACCAAACAGCACUUUCUGGAGGGCUCUCUGCAUCCCUGCAACAUCCUCAUGUGCCCGCACACGUGUGUGACGAACUUGCCAAAACCCAGGCAGAAACAACCAGGCGUUGGCCCUGCCUCUGUGAUGGUGGGGAACCUGGUUGCUGGGAAGCGCAUUGCUCAAGCCUCUGGAAGAGACCUUGGUCAAAUAGAAGACAACGAUUUAGUUAAAAAGCACCAGUUCCUGACAGAGGUGUUACAGUGGAGAGCUCAAGCAACUCCUGACCACCCGCUCUUCCUUUUAUUAAAUGCCAAGGGAACCACUGUGUGCACAGCCACCUGCCUUCAGCUGCACAAAAAAGCCGAGAGGAUUGCGUCAGUUCUCUGUGACAAAGGACAUCUCAACGCGGGAGACAAUGUGGUGCUUCUUUAUCCUCCUGGCAUUGAGCUCAUCACCGCGUUCUAUGGCUGCUUGUACGCUGGCUGCAUCCCCGUGACCGUGCGACCGCCCCACGCUCAGAGCCUCACAGCUACGCUGCCCACUGUGCGAAUGAUCGUGGAAGUCAGCAAAGCUGCCUGUAUCCUCACAACGCAGACCUUGAUGAGACUGCUGCGGUCCAGGGAGGCGGCCGCUGCCGUGGACGUGAAGACCUGGCCAACCAUCAUCGACACAGAUGACUUGCCCAGGAAGCGGCUGGCUCAGAUCUAUAAGCCCCCUACACCUGAAAUGUUGGCAUAUCUAGAUUUCAGUGUUUCCACAACAGGCAUGCUCACAGGAGUCAAGAUGUCCCACGCGGCGGUGAGCGGCCUGUGCAGGGCGAUCAAGCUGCAGUGCGAGCUCUACUCCUCGCGGCAGAUCGCCAUCUGUCUCGACCCCUAUUGUGGCCUGGGUUUUGUGCUCUGGUGCCUUUGCAGUGUGUAUUCUGGACACCAGUCAAUUUUAAUUCCUCCUAUGGAGCUGGAAUCCAACCUUUUUCUCUGGUUAUCUACUGUCAGCCAGUACAAAAUAAGGGACACUUUCUGUUCCUAUUCAGUCAUGGAACUGUGCACAAAGGGACUUGGAAACCAAGUUGAAAUAUUAAAGGCACGAGGAAUCAACCUGUCCUGCGUCCGCACCUGCGUGGUGGUUGCGGAGGAGCGGCCGCGCGUUUCCCUCACUCAUUCCUUCUCCAAGCUCUUCAAAGACAUCGGCCUGUCCUCCCGCGCCGUCAGCACCACCUUCGGCUCAAGAGUCAACGUCGCCAUCUGUUUGCAGGGAACGUCUGGGCCUGACCCCACCACGGUCUACGUCGAUCUGAAGUCCUUGAGACAUGACAGAGUGCGGCUGGUGGAAAGAGGAGCUCCGCAAAGCCUUCUGCUUUCCGAAUCGGGGAAGAUCCUACCUGGAGUCAAGGUGGUCAUUGUUAAUCCCGAGACCAAAGGGCCUCUUGGAGAUUCUCAUCUCGGGGAGAUCUGGGUGAACAGUCCGCACACGGCCAGCGGCUACUACACCAUCUACGACAACGAAACCCUCCAGGCCGAUCAUUUCAACACGCGGCUGAGCUUCGGCGACGCGGCGCAGACGCUCUGGGCUCGGACCGGGUACCUCGGCUUUGUCCGGCGGACGGAGCUCACGGCCGCCAGCGGAGAGCGCCACGACGCGCUGUACGUUGUGGGAGCCCUGGAUGAAACCCUGGAGCUGAGGGGCCUGCGCUACCACCCCAUCGACAUCGAGACGUCCGUGUCGCGGACGCACAGGAGCAUCGCCGAAUGCGCCGUGUUCACCUGGACCAACCUGCUGGUGGUGGUGGUGGAGCUGUGCGGCUGCGAGCAGGAGGCGCUGGACCUGGUUCCGCUGGUGACCAACGUGGUGCUGGAGGAGCACUACCUGAUCGUGGGGGUGGUGGUGGUGGUGGAUCCCGGCGUCAUCCCCAUCAACUCCAGGGGGGAGAAGCAGCGCAUGCACCUGCGCGACAGUUUCCUGGCCGAUCAGUUGGACCCCAUCUACGUCGCCUACAACAUGUAACGUCCGUGGGGAGCCACAGGGGGAGCUGCGGGACCACCGAGCGCCCCGGGGCGGCUGUAGAAACCAAGCUGGUGAAUACUAAUACUUGAGCUCGCUGCCACAUUCCCUUCAUCUCACCCUGUGGUGUUAAGAUCUCGUUAACUACCGACGGACACGAGGAAAUGUGGUAGACAAUGGCAAACAUUGGUAACAGUUUACUGAAAUAUUAGCUUUAUAGAAAACGCAAAGUUGACAAGUGUGUGAGCUACAAAACUCCUAAGGCCUUUACAGUAGUGUUACUUUUUUCAUCUGUUGUACAUAUUUGUAUUUUUAUCUAAUCCUGGUUUAGGAUUCUAUAAGGGGAGGGUUUAUUUAGGUAAGAUAAUAAACUAUUAAGAAAAGGGUCAUCAGAGUUCUGCAGUUCCCUGCUAUCUAAUGUACUUUGCAGCUGUUCAUUCCACGGGAUCACACGGCUUAUUUAAAACUGUACCAUGACCAAAUCAAUAACUUACGGAAUCUAAGAGUUACUUAUUCAUAUAGAUAUUUCUUGAAUUUAAAAAGAAUUUUGCCUAUAUUUUAAAUAUGUAAAUAUUAUUAUACAUAAUUCACUUAGAUAGAAGAUUAACUUGGAUAACGAUGACAGCUGAAGGUAGAAAUUUUUAAGGACUUUAAGUAACUUUUGUGGUCCUGAGCCUAAUUACGUUUGGUUAGAAAAACUAACGUGAGAUACACGCAUCUUCCACCAGGUUUCUUAUUUCCGUAUGUCAUCUUUUCUCGCGGUCACAAACGUGUCGCAGCGCGUAGCAACCUCUGCUUUUUCAUUUCUAAAACAUGCGGAAUUGAAACGUUACCACGGAAUUGGGUAGAAAUCGCAGUGUGAGUCCAAAAUACUGAGCUGAGCGGCAGCGACAGCCUAACCCUAACUCUAACCCUGACCUUAAUCCUGACCCUAACCCUAAUCCUAACCCUGACCCUAACCCUAACCUGACCCCGACCCUGACCCUGACCCUAACCCCGACCCUAACCCUGACCUUAACGCCGACCCUGACCCUAACCCUGACCUUAACCCUGACCCUGACCCUAACCUGACCUUAACCCCGACCCUGACCUUAACCCCGACCCUGACCUUAACCCCGACCCUGACCUUAACCCCAACCCUGACCCUAACCCUGACCUUAACCCCAACCCUGACCCUAACCCUGACCUUAACCCCGACCCUGACCCUAACCUGACCUUAACCCCGACCCUGACCUUAACCCCGACCCUGACCCUAACCCUGACCCUAACCUGACCCUAACCCCGACCCUGACCCUGACCUGACCCUAACCCCGACCGUGACCCUAAUCUGACCCUAACCCUGACCUUAACCCCGACCCUGACCCUAACCUGACCCUAACCCCAACCCUGACCUUAACCCUGACCCUGACCCUGACCUGACCCCAACCCCGACCCCGACCCUAACCUGACCCUGAGCUCUGUCCCACCUGGGCCUUGAAGGCAAAACAAAACCCUUUGGAUGGACACCCGGUUACAUUCACUGUUUGGAAUAACGACCAAAUUCCCCCUCGGUAGAGCAAGAAAUGGUGUAAUUGGGCUUUAAACUGGGCGGCAACAGCCCAGGUUGCAUUCAGGACAAAGAAUUAGAUCAUUCUGGGCUUUACGUGGAAUGAAACUUUUCUUUUGUAGGAGGAAGCGCAAAAAAUGAGACAGAGCAGUUCUGGUAAGCACAUCGAUAAAUACCUGUGAAAAUGAAUAACCCGCCUUCAAAAUAAGCUCUGACUCCCGAUUACCUGUAUUUCACCCACACACUUUUUAAGAACAAUUAAAUUCCUAUGGAUGCUAAGAAAAUGUUUUGGAAGCAACAAGAGCCGAGACCAGACGCCGCAACAGGUUUGAGUUAAAACGCUCCACGUUACCUCAUAUAGUUUGUAGGCACUUUGUAAAGGUUCGUGAGCUGAACUGCGGAGCCCCCGUGGAGCAGAACCUGGUGUAUCCAUCCCUGGUUUGUCCUUGCAAUCCUCCCGCCUUCUGUUAGUUUAUUUUGCUGAAAAACAGGAAAAAACUUGUGAACGAUAUUUUGGAAGAAUUUGGGAAUAGAUGGAGAAACUGGGGGUUCUUAUGGCAAGUCUGGAUUUAAGGGCUCUCUGCAAAUUCUUCAAUUAGAGGGGCACGUUCUGUCCCUGCCGCAGCCACCGUGGGUGCGACCGCAGGGGGUUGUUCUGGCCACAGCCCAAACACCAUCUGCUUUAUUAAUAUGUGUCCUGAAGUCUGUAAUAUCUUUAGUUUUAACACACUGGCCGCGGGGAGCUGUGACUGCCGCUGUGCAGCUGGUACCACAACUUAUUUUGGGUGGAAAGCCCGCAGAAUUCUCCCAUCUCCGCCAGCAGAGUCUUGUGAUCCCUCGUUGCACGUCACUUUAGUUUGGGUUUUCUUGCACGCAAAGUGCAGCUUCAUUGUGCCCAUUUCGGAAAAGAUUCUGAUGGUCUUGACCUUUUUCUUACUCAAGACUUUAAAUAAUUGUUAUGACAAAGAAUUAUUUGUCCAUUGGAGUGGAUUUUAAGUCCAAUUCUAGGAUUGUCUUUUUUUCCUGGCAGAUGCAUGCGUGAGUUGGAUGGAGGCGGGUUUCUGAAAUGGCAUUUUUGAGUGACAUUGGAUUCUUCCGUGGGGUUUUUUCCCCUCGUUUAUUCUUUGGCCGGGUAUUGAUCAUUCCUUGCGGUUUGGGUUUAUCUCCCAAGUUUACCGUGUGCUCUUUACUCUGGUGUGUCGCGUUCUCCGUGUCACAGAACUGGUCCUGCCCAUGGGACGAGAUAACAUUCCAUUGCUGGCGGUCAGUAAGUGACACGGUCAGUAAGUGACACGGUCAGCAAGUGACACGGUCAGUAAGUGACACGGAGCAGCUGCCCCCGUUCUAAUUCAUCAGCACCGCGAGCAGCCCCGGAGAGAAGCAACAGCAGAGCUGCGAGUCUGCAGGUCCUGAUUGUCACCCCAUUUCCCGGCCAUGUCCCUCCUUCCUCUGUCAAUGACACAAAAUCCCCCAACGAGGUAACGAACCGCACAGCACCACGCACUCAAAUGUAUUUUUCUCCUUGGAAAUUGGGGGCAGUUUGUGCCUCCGCCCUGCUGGACGGUGACGUGGUGUCGCGGGCAGGGACCGUUUUGCUUUAGGACGGUUUCUUGUUUGCAAACUGGGAUAAACCCCAGAAAAUUGCCACGGAUGGCGCGUGUUGGGGUUCGGAGUCGGAUGCUGCUCCUGAAUCCAGUUCAGACUUGGGUGCUGCUCCCAAAUCCAGUUUAGACUCGGGUGCUGCUCCCGAAUCCAGUUUGGACUUGGGUGCUGCUCCCAAAUCCAGUUCGGACUCAGGUGCUGCUCCCAAAUCCACUUCAGACUUGGGUGCUGCUCCCAAAUCCAGUUCGGACUCGGGUGCUCCUCCCAAAUCCAGUUUGGACUCGGGUGCUCCUCCCAAAUCCAGUUUGGACUCGGGUGCUGCUCCCAAAUCCAGUUCGGACUCGUGUGCUCCUCCCAAAUCCAGUUCAGACUUGGGUGCUGCUCCCGAAUCCAGUUCAGACUUGGGUGCUGCUCCCGAAUCCAGUUCGGACUUGGGUGCUGCUCCCGAAUCCAGUUCGGACUUGGGUGCUGCUCCCAAAUCCAGUUCGGACUUGGGUGCUGCUCCCGAAUCCAGUUUAGACUCGGGUGCUGCUCCCAAAUCCAGUUCGGACUUGGGUGCUGCUCCCAAAUCCAGUUCGGACUCGGGUGCUGCUCCCAAAUCCACUUCAGACUUGGGUGCUCCUCCCAAAUCCAGUUUAGACUCGGGUGCUCCUCCCAAAUCCAGUUUAGACUCGGGUGCUGCUCCCGAAUCCACUUCAGACUUGGGUGCUCCUCCCGAAUCCAGUUCGGACUCGGGUGCUGCUCCUGAAUCCAGUUCGGACUCAGAUGCUGCUCCCAAAUCCAGUUCAGACUUGGGUGCUGCUCCCAAAUCCAGUUCAGACUCGGGUGCUGCUCCCAAAUCCACUUCAGACUUGGGUGCUGCUCCCAAAUCCAGUUUGGACUCAGGUGCUGCUCCCAAAUCCACUUCAGACUUGGGUGCUCCUCCCAAAUCCAGUUUAGACUUGGGUGCUGCUCCCGAAUCCAGUUCGGACUCAGGUGCUGCUCCCAAAUCUAGUUCAGACUUGGGUGCUCCUCCCAAAUCCAGAUCAGACUUGGGUGCUGCUCCCAAAUCCAGUUCAGACUUGUGUGCUGCUCCCAAAUCCAGUUCAGACUCGGGUGCUGCUCCCAAAUCCAGUUCGGACUCGGGUGCUGCUCCCAAAUCCAGUUCAGACCCGGGUGCGUUUCCCACAUCCAGUUUUGCCCUCGAGCCGCAGACUCGGCCUCUCCCCCCAGUUCAGUUUUGCAGCUUCUCCAGUUGCAAAAGGCGAGUUCUCUCCCGCUCUCGCCCAUCGGGUUCCAAGCGAACAGCUGCAGCGAAACUGAAACAUCAGGAAUCCUUAACACUUGGAACUGAAAUGGUUUGUAUGUCGUACUGUUUCUUAAUACGUGGGCACAGGUCGUUUUAAGAUUUGCACUGCGAUUUGUGACUUAAAUAAAUGCAAUUGCGACGUGUCACACUCACUGUCCUAAAAACAAGGUUGUAAAAUUUUAGCCCUAUCUGCAAUUUUUCUUUAAUUUCUGUCGACCAUCGUCACGUUCAGACUACAGCAUUAUGUAAUUAUGUAUAAAGUUUUUAUUUAUUUAAAAUUAGCUUAGAUAUUCAUUUUUCAAUUUAACAUCGGGCUGGACGGUGUUCCAUUAACUCAUCGAUUGUGUUUCCUUUGUCUUGUGUUAAUAAAUAUUGAUGCCUGA
Messenger RNA from Columba livia (rock pigeon), 9686 nucleotides. RefSeq names its product disco interacting protein 2 homolog B (gene DIP2B). Lineage: Eukaryota; Metazoa; Chordata; Aves; Columbiformes; Columbidae. The transcript has 38 exons. The coding region runs from base 152 to 4870 and encodes 1572 amino acids. The record is from RefSeq and is a predicted model, not a curated record.